Heteronotia binoei (common prickly gecko) is the source of this 1535-nucleotide messenger RNA. RefSeq names its product semaphorin-6A-like. The transcript is spliced from 13 exons. The coding region runs from base 138 to 1535 and encodes 465 amino acids. Gene Ontology annotation, molecular function: chemorepellent activity; semaphorin receptor binding. Gene Ontology annotation, biological process: semaphorin-plexin signaling pathway; positive regulation of neuron migration; neural crest cell migration. The record is from RefSeq and is a predicted model, not a curated record. NCBI's taxonomy places the organism in Eukaryota, Metazoa, Chordata, Lepidosauria, Squamata, Gekkonidae.
GGUUAUUCUGUGUUUCUGGGUCAUGAGUCAGCAGAUGAUACAGCAGAAAACACACUGGACAUCCAGCAAGUGGUGAUCCUGGACAGAAUUCUCUACAUUGCUGUUAGAAAUUGACAUGGGAAUCCAGUGAGGACAAAAUGAGCACAUGCAUUGCAUUAGGGAAAUCUGAGGAUGGAUGUCAUAACUUUAUUAAGGUCCUUAUAAAAAGAAAUGAUGAUACAUUAUUUAUUUGUGGGACUGAUGCUUUUAGUCCUUCCUGUAGGAACUAUAAGAUGGAUACUCUUGAAAUUGAGGGAGAAGAGAUCAAAGGAAGGGGCAAGUGCCCCUAUAAUCCCAAGGACAGCAAUGUUGCAUUGUUUGCAGGUGGGUAUCUGUAUUCUGGUACCACGUCAGACAUCAGGUCCACAGAGCCACUCAUUUUCCGGAGUCUUGGAGACACCCCGAAUCUGCGGACAGAUAAACACAAUUCACAGUGGUUGAAAGAGCCUAACUUCAUCCAUGUGGUGGAUUAUGGCAAUUAUAUGUACUUCUUCUUUCGAGAAGUAGCAAUUGAAGCCUGUGACACCGGACAGCUUAUCGUAUCAAGAGUAGCCCGGAUCUGCAAGAAUGACAUGGGUGGAAAUACAGCAUUUCUAGAUGAAUUGUGGACUUCUUUCCUAAAGGCACGGUUGAAUUGCUUCGUUCCUUCCAUUUUAAACUUCUAUUUUAACGAGCUACAGGCAGUAACAGAUGUCGUCCAUAUCAAUGGUCAUGAUGUGGUCUUUGCAACCUUUACAACCUCUGAACACAGCAUCCCCGGCUCUGCUGUUUGCGCUUAUGAUAUGCUUGAGCUUGACAAGGUGUUCUCCGGAAGGUUCAAAGAACAGCUAUCCCCAUUCUCAAUAUGGACUCCAGUUCCUGGUGAUCAGGUGCCUACACCCAGGCCUGUUUCCUGUGCUGGCUCUGAACCCCUUGAAGAGUACACGUCCUCUAAUGAUUUUCCAGAUGACAUUCUGAAUUUUAUGAAAGACUAUCAUCUCAUGGAUGAAGGCAUAUCAUCAACAGAAUCUCAACCAUGGUUUCUGCGGACAAAGGCCAAGUACCAGCUCACCAAAAUUGCUGUCGAUGUUUCUGCGGGACCCAAAGAGAACUGGAUUGUGGUUUUCCUUGGAUCACAGACGGGAAUGCUUUUGAAGGUUAUGGACACAUCAGGAGAGAAUGCUUUCCUAAGUAACAGUGUUUUCCUGGAGGAGAUGAAUGUUUAUAAUCCUGAAAAGUGCCAAUAUAAUGGUCAGCAUGAAAAAACAAUUGUGAACAUGCGAUUGGACAAGCCAUCUGGUGCCCUUUAUGUGGCAUUCAGACACUGUAUAAUAAAGGUGCCAUUGGGAAGGUGUGACCUUCAUGGCAAGUGCAAGAAGGCUUGCAUAGCUUCUCGAGAUCCAUACUGUGGAUGGGUGCAGGAAAGUGAGGAAUGCAAAUAUCUCGCACCUGGAGAUGGUCAUGAAUUUGAGCAGGACAUUGAGCAUGGAAAUGUAAAUGACAUGGAUGGCUGUUAA